GGAGAUCUGAGUCGGUUUUCUAGAAUCACACAACGUCAUGCCUUGCAGCAGGCCAACCAAAGGGCUAUGGUCAAUGUUUCGGCAACCUAGCAACGCUGUUUUGGGGGCGCCUUAAUCUAUCUUGCCGAGAGAUUGGAAUAUCAUAUUUGAGCCCGUAUCGCCUCGCGUUGAUUCCUUCACCAUUCAAAAGCAACAACUCUUGUGAUACCCCCAACCUCCAAGACCAAUUCAAGUGCGACCUUUAGGCGCUAAAGAAAAGUUUCCAUCUUCAUAUCUCGCAUUUCACCACAAUGGCACCCGUCGCAGUCGCCCAAGAAACCCCGGUGUUUAACACUAAGCGGGAUGGUCAGGCUCUUGAGGACUUGUCGGACGCCAUCGACAAGCUCAACGUUCUUAAGACCGAUUUGAAGGAGGAGAAGGAAAAAGGUCUGUACGAGGAGUCCGAGUUUGACAAGGAGAAGGACAAGACCAAGUUCCGCCAGUACGAGGAUGCCUGUGACCGGGUCAAGAACUUCUACAAGGAGCAGCACACCAAGCAGACGGUUGCAUAUAACUUGAAGGCACGCAAUGCGUUCCACUCAAAGACUCGCGCCGAGAUGACUGUAUGGGAGGCCAUGGAGAAGCUGAACACUUUGAUCGACGAGUCCGACCCGGACACCAGCCUUUCACAGAUCGAGCAUCUCCUGCAAUCCGCCGAGGCCAUUCGCCGCGACGGCAAGCCCCGCUGGAUGCAGCUGACCGGUCUCAUCCAUGACUUGGGAAAACUUCUGUACUUCUUCGACGCCCAGGGCCAAUGGGACGUCGUCGGCGACACGUUCCCCGUCGGCUGCGCUUUUGACGAACGCAUCAUCUACGGCCGCGACUCAUUCAAGGAGAACCCGGACUACGGCCACGGGAUUUACGACACCAAGUACGGCAUUUACAGUCCCGGCUGUGGUCUUGACAACGUGAUGAUCUCCUGGGGCCACGACGAGUACCUUUACCAUGUUGUCAAGGACCAGUCCACCCUUCCUGCGGAGGCUCUGGCCAUGAUCCGCUACCAUUCUUUCUACCCCUGGCACAACGCUGGCGCCUACCAGGAGUUGAUGAACGAGAAGGACAAGGAGAUGUUUAGGGCUGUCAAGGCUUUCAACCCUUACGAUUUGUAUAGCAAGAGCGACGGUAUUCCCAGUGCUGAGGAGCUCAAGCCCUACUACCUCGAAUUGAUCGACGAGUACUUCCCCAGCAAGGUCAUCAAGUGGUAGAAGAUACCCUGAAUAAAAAAAAUUCUGUUUUCUGUCCAGUCCACCGCCUGAACC
Messenger RNA from Aspergillus homomorphus CBS 101889, 1298 nucleotides. RefSeq names its product inositol oxygenase. The coding region runs from base 291 to 1244 and encodes 317 amino acids. Gene Ontology annotation, biological process: inositol catabolic process. Gene Ontology annotation, cellular component: cytoplasm. The record is from RefSeq and is a predicted model, not a curated record. Gene Ontology annotation, molecular function: iron ion binding; inositol oxygenase activity. Lineage: Eukaryota; Fungi; Ascomycota; Eurotiomycetes; Eurotiales; Aspergillaceae. The transcript has 2 exons.